GUAAAUUUGGGGAGAUAAAAAUUGUACGAGAGCGAACCGACACUAUUUUCGAAACAAUGCCAAGAAACAUUCAAAAUGACAACAACAAAUCCAGAGAAGUAAAUCAGUGGGUAUUCAUUGCCCCAGAAGAUGCCGUUUGUGGUCAAGAACGCGAUGAAUUAGAACCUGUGUUCAUAAAGAUUCCGCAUCCUCGCACAGGUAUGGAACAACAGUUUUUGCUCUCUCACAGUGGGGAAAAGAUCUUUGAGGUCUUGAAAUUUACCGAAGAACCCAGAUCAUGGUUUAUAGAGGACUCUGUACAAAAAGAUGGAAGCCUCUUUGUCAUCACUCCAGUGGACCCACUUUUCCUUGUCUUACCAUAUCUCACAAAAUAUUCUCAAAAGUUUAGAACCCUUGAUCAGCUACUUUUGGAUGAUGAGCACCCAUCAAUCUGCAGACUGACUGGUUGUCUUAGAUCUGAUGAGAUACUUAAUAUAUGUGAUGUUAAGGGUGAUGACGAUCUGCAAGUGUUCAGACUCGAUAAAGAGAAGACUAUAGCCUGGUUGAAAACAAAGGUUGAACAGACUGCAAAUGGUAUCUCUCAGAGUAGUAUCCAUGUUUCCAAAGGUUCUCAAAGUGCAACAUUCAUAAGGAGUAGACGGCACAUGGAUGCUUCAAGAUCUGACUAUGUGAGUUAUGCAUUUGGGUUGGUAUCUGAAUAUCUAUCCUUGCAGUGGAGUGAAAGACUCAAGGAAUCAUUGGGCAUCACAGAUGAAGCACAAUUAUCAUCUCCAGAAGGGCCUCCCACAAAGAGAGCCAAAGUAACUGAUGAGAUUCCUGAAGCUACAGAGGAUUAUUCCAAAGAAUUCAGCAAGCUGAAUUCUAAAACCGAAAAUGAUAAGACUGUCACGAAGUUAACAGCAGCUCAAAAGUCACUAUCCAAGGUGGACAAAAAAGGCAUGAAGUCGAUAUCAAGUUUCUUUGGAGGUGCAGGUGGUAAAACGGCCAAAAAGAAAUAGUGAAGUACUUUUGUUACUGUUAGUAGUUGUUUGGAUUUCUGCGUAUGAAAGUGAAUUGUUACCCUAUCACCUUGCUUAGUAAAAAACUGUUUUUCAA
Messenger RNA from Pocillopora verrucosa, 1095 nucleotides. Its product is annotated as ribonuclease H2 subunit B-like. The record is from RefSeq and is a predicted model, not a curated record. Lineage: Eukaryota; Metazoa; Cnidaria; Anthozoa; Scleractinia; Pocilloporidae. Gene Ontology annotation, biological process: RNA catabolic process. Gene Ontology annotation, cellular component: ribonuclease H2 complex; nucleoplasm.